This is a messenger RNA of Cyclopterus lumpus (lumpfish), 1659 nucleotides long. It is a transcript of the gene acadl, whose product is annotated as acyl-CoA dehydrogenase long chain. The record is from RefSeq and is a predicted model, not a curated record. NCBI's taxonomy places the organism in Eukaryota, Metazoa, Chordata, Actinopteri, Perciformes, Cyclopteridae. Gene Ontology annotation, cellular component: mitochondrion. The transcript is spliced from 11 exons. The coding region runs from base 40 to 1362 and encodes 440 amino acids. Gene Ontology annotation, biological process: fatty acid beta-oxidation using acyl-CoA dehydrogenase; long-chain fatty acid catabolic process; carnitine metabolic process, CoA-linked. Gene Ontology annotation, molecular function: flavin adenine dinucleotide binding; long-chain fatty acyl-CoA dehydrogenase activity.
UUGCGCGUUCAGGUCGACUUUUCUUUGCACUUCGCUGUGAUGUCGACGACCUUCGUGAAGAAAGUCGGCACCACGUGUCUGUUGGGUCUGAGGAAUGUCUCCGCACGAGGACAGGUGUUGUCCGUGGCUGCCAGGCCGUACAGUCAGGCCCGGCAGCCCGUCUCCUCCGUCCGUCCUGAGACCUCCAGCGCUGCGACCAUGAUGGACAUCGGGACCCGCCGGAUCUUCAACGAGGACCAUGACAUCUUCAGGCGAAGCGUGCGGCGUUUCUAUCAAGAGGAAGUGAUCCCUCACCACAAGGAGUGGGAAAAGGAGGGUCAGGUGAGCAGGGAGGUGUGGGAGAAGGCUGCAGAGCAAGGCAUGCUGGGAGUAUCGACACCAGCAGAGCACGGCGGCAUAGGAGCAGACCUGUUUUCCAGGGUUGUCACAUGGGAGGAGCAAAUGUACUCCAACUGCUCCGGCCCGGGCUUCACCUUGCACUCGGACGUCGUCAUGCCCUACAUCUCCAACUACGGCAGCGAGGAGCAAAUUAAACGCUUCAUCCCCGAGAUGCACGCCGGGAAAUGCAUCGGCGCCAUCGCCAUGACGGAGCCGGGAGCCGGCAGUGACCUCCAGGGCGUGAAGUCGUACGCCAAGCGGGACGGCAGCGACUGGAUCCUCAACGGCAACAAGGUGUUCAUCUCCAACGGUUGGAUGGCCGACGUGGUGGUGGUCGUGGCCGUGACGGACCGCGAGGCGAAGUCGCCCGCGCACGGCAUCAGUCUGUUCCUGGUGGAGAGCGGCGCCAAGGGCUUUCAGAAGGCCCGCAAGCUGGAGAAGAUCGGCUUGAAGGCCCAGGACACGGUCGAAAUGUUUUUUGAGGACGUGCGACUCCCAGCUGAUGCCCUCCUGGGGAACGCCAACCAGGGCUUCUACCACAUGAUGAACGAACUGCCGCAGGAGCGCCUGGUCAUCGGGGCCCAGGCCAUAGCGGGCUGCGAGUUCAUGUUUGAGGAAACCAGGAGCUACGUGACGCACAGGAAGGCUUUCGGCAAGACCAUCGCUCAUCUUCAGACCGUGCAACACAAGCUGGCAGAGCUGAAGACGGAGAUCUGUGUGGGCCGAGCCUUCGUGGAUAACUGCCUGCUGCUCCACGCCGAGAAGCGCCUGGAUACGGCCACGGCUUCCAUGGCCAAGUACUGGGCUUCUGACCUCCAGAACAAAGUGGCCACCGAGUGCCUGCAGCUCCACGGAGGCUGGGGCUACAUGUGGGAGUACCCCAUCGCCAAGGCGUUCGUGGACGCCCGUGUUCAGUCCAUCUACGGAGGCGCCAACGAGAUCAUGAAAGAGCUCAUCGGCCGCAGCAUCGUGAGCCGGAAGUAAGGAAACGGGGACGUUGUCGUGGCGAUCGAGCCCUCGGGACGGUAAAACAGGGGGGGGCUCGUUAGCACAGGUGUCAAUAAAACAAUAAAUUCAACGUAAAAGGUGUUUUUGGAAAUGUUAUGGGUUGCUUGUGUCCAAUAUAUGAUUUCAAUUUGAGAUCAUUUUAUGGCAACACCUGAACAUAUCCAUAAAUUCAGUAGCUAUGAACUAUUUUCAUUGGUCGAGUUUUAUUCAGAAUCUACAUAAUAAUGACUUUAAUAAUCUUUUUGAAGUCGUGCCCAAAUAUUGUACAUUUAU